CGGACGCGGACGCGAGCGAACCAGAGAGGCCACCUCCCCGGAGCACUCACUCCCCCUCACCCUCGUCGCCAUCGCCCCCCGCCUCCUCGGCGUCGUCUCCCCCUUCCCCCCUUCCCUCCCCGAUCGGAACCGCGGCCUCCGAUCGAUCGCCGGGAUGCGGUUCUAGCGCGGCUCGCCGGGUCCCAACGAUUUCCCGACCGAGCCCCUGAAUCCCCGCGCGCCACGCGGGGGCCGGGGUUGUGUGCGUGUGACACUCCCCCCGCGCGCGCGCCAUGGUUGUGUCCUCGCCGGUGGUGCUGUCGCUGCUGCUCCUCGCGUCGCUCACGGCGCUGCUGGUCGUGGCCCCGCGCCUGUCCCCGCCGCCGCAGCCGCCGGCGGCGGCGGAGGCGCCGCCGGCCGGCGCGGGGGUGGGGGCGGCUGGCGGCGCGGACGGGGCGGCGGGGGUCUGGGGCGUCGGCGCCGGGGAGGAGGCCGACGACCUGCGGCUGUUCCGGCGCGCGGCGCUGGAGGAGGCCACCGCGGCGGGGGAGGCGGAGGCGGCGGGCCCGCCCAAGGUGGCGUUCCUGUUCCUCACCAACUCCGACCUCACCUUCGCGCCGCUCUGGGAGCGCUUCUUCGCCGGGAACGAGGCGCGCCUCAGCGUCUACGUCCACGCCGACCCGGCCGCGCGCCUGCGCCUCCCCGCCACGCGCUCCUUCCGGGGCCGCUUCGUCGCCGCCAAGCCCACGCGCCGCGCCGAUGCCAGCCUCAUCGCCGCCGCGCGCCGCCUGCUCGCCGCCGCGCUACUCGACGACCCCGCCAACGCCUACUUCGCGCUGCUGUCGCAGCACUGCGUCCCGCUCCACUCCUUCCAGCGCCUCUACGCCGCGCUCUUCCCGCCUCUCAUCCGUCAGCAGCGGCGGCCCCCCAGCUACAUCGAAGUGCUCACGGGCGAGCCGCAGAUGCCGGCGCGCUACGCGGCGCGCGGCGAGGGCGCCAUGCUCCCCGAGGUCCCCUACGACCGGUUCCGCAUCGGCUCCCAGUUCUUCACGCUGGCACGCCGCCACGCCGUGCUCGUCGUCCGGGAGCGCCGCCUCUGGCGCAAGUUCCGGGUGCCCUGCCUCCCGGAGAUGGCCCAGGACUCGUGCUACCCGGAGGAGAACUACUUCCCGACGCUGCUCGACAUGGCCGACCCCGCCGGCGUCGCGCGGUACACGCUCACCCGCGUCAACUGGACCGGCAGCGUCGCGGGCCACCCGCGCACGUACACCGCGCCGGAGGUCACGCCGCGGCUCAUCGCCGAGCUCCGCGCAUCCAACAACACCCUCCCGCACAUGUUCGCGCGCAAGUUCGCGCCCGACUGCCUCGGCCCGCUCCUCGCCAUGGCGGACACCGUCAUCUUCAAGGACUGAUGGAGGAGCUGCUCUGCACGGUCGAGGGAUCAUGCCGGGCCCGUCGACAAAGAAAGCUGUGGCCUUCCUCUUUGGCCUUUUGCAGUUUGCAUCUUCAAAGUUCUUCAGAGUCAAGACUAUGAGAUUAUUCCCCACGUCUGUUGAGAAGAAAGAAAACUGUUCAGUUCCUCUCCUCCUCCUCCUCCUCCCUGUGCUACUGUAGUGCCUCUGUAAUUCCUGUAUGUAGACUACUAGUAGAGAAGAAAGCGACGGCCUGAAGCGAAGCGGCAGGCGUUGCACUUGCAGGAUCAUCAGACGAUGACGAUCCAUCCAUCCAUCUGAUGUGUGUAUUUUACCUGGAGCAGCCAAAGAAGGCUGCCUGAAUGCAUAAAAAAGGUGAUGGAUUUGCCUACAUAGAUAAUAUAAGCCCCUCUUGUACAGCUUGUUACUCGUGGACUCUGCUUUCGUGUAUGUGCAUAAGCAAAGGUUGCUUGCAAAUUUCAAUCAGAUUGGGGUCAACUGCACUUCGCAGUGGCCGGAGAAAA
Molecule: messenger RNA, 1915 nt
Organism: Panicum virgatum (switchgrass)
Lineage: Eukaryota; Viridiplantae; Streptophyta; Magnoliopsida; Poales; Poaceae
Product: glycosyltransferase BC10-like
Exons: 2
Coding region: 273-1391 (372 amino acids)
Cellular component (GO): membrane
Molecular function (GO): glycosyltransferase activity
Source: RefSeq, a predicted model, not a curated record